AGUUCUUUGCACAUGUUUCUGUGUGUGAGACGUUUGUAACUGUCAACACUCCCUCCAUCGUCGCAGUCACAGUCGCUGCUUAGCGAAGUCAUGUUUGUCGUUCACGGGAGUAAAGUCACCAGUUCUCCUUUGAGAAUGUUUGCUUCUGUUGUUGUGGCCAUGCUGGGCUUGUGCCACUGUAGCAACCACAAUGGCACAUUCCUGAGGACUCCGGAACUCUCUGGCCCCUCAGAGGCUUUGGGGAACACGGUUGCUGUUUUUGAAUGUAAACUGCUGCCCCACCCAGAGAAUGAAACUGUUCUCAUGACGUUAUUCAAUAGGGGCAGCACUGACACUUGGUUGGGAGACUCCACCUCACUGGCUGGGGAAGCUGCAAUCUUCAACUUGGUAGUUAAACCGUCUCAUGCGGGAGAUCUGGUGUGUCAGGCCCGAGCACAGAACAACUCCAACAUAAAGCCAACUUUCAGCAACACGCACUACCUGAAGGUUUUUGAGCCAGUGAGCAGUGCGAGUGUUUCCAUCAUGUCAUUUACGACAAUCUUCGAGGGGGAAGACCUGUAUCUUUCCUGCACCGCUGAUGGAAACAACGUGUCCUUCACAUGGCUGCAGAAUGAUCAGCCCAUCUCCUCGCCUCAUGUUAUGUCCCGUGACCAUUCUUUCUGGAUCGACAGAAUCACUCAAGCAGACAGCGGCACCUACGUAUGUGAGGCUUCAAACAGCUUCAACGGAACAGACUUCACCACCAGAAGCCAGGAAGUCAACGUCACAGUCAAAGGGCCAAGGAGGGUGUUUGAGGGGGAAAAACUGGUACUUUUCUGCCCCAUUGAUGGAAUCAACAUGUCCUUCACGUGGCUGCUGAACUAUCAGCCCAUCUCCUCGCCUCAUGUUUUGUUCAGUGACCGUUUACUCUGGAUCAACAGAACCACUCAAGCAGACAGCGGCACCUACGUAUGUGAGGCUUCAAACGGAACAGACUUCACCACCAGAAGCCAGGAAUUCAACAUCACAGUCAAAGGGCCAAGGAGGGUGUUUGAGGGGGAAAAACUGGUACUUUUCUGCCCCAUUGAUGGAAUCAACAUGUCCUUCACGUGGCUGCUGAACUAUCAGCCCAUCUCCUCGCCUCAUGUUUUGUUCAGUGACCGUUUACUCUGGAUCAACAGAACCACUCAAGCAGACAGCGGCACCUACGUAUGUGAGGCUUCAAUCAGCUUGAAAGGAAUAGACUAUGUUUCCAGAAGCUGGAAUGUCAACGUCAUAGUCAAAGCCGUGGUGUCAGACCCUGACAUCUCCUUCGCCGUGUUAACGGAGGAUUCCCAUUACUUUUCUGUUGGGGUCACGUGUCAGUCAGCAGUCGGUACGCCACCUGUUGCCUUUUCACUCUACAACGGGACAGAGUCGGUCGCCAAUGUCACGAGUGCAGACAGACGUGCUGUGUUCAGGGUGCCCGUGGUCUUUGGUGAACACUUGGGAACGUUCCGGUGCCAGGCAAACAAUGGAGCAAAGACAGCGUCCAGUGGAUGGCUGCCUAUUAAAAUUGAGAAAGUAAAAGGGCCCGUGUCCCUGACCUACGACUACGACAUUGCGGAAAACUUUGCCGUGGUUGGCGUGCGGUUGUAUUGCAAGGUGGCAGCCGGUUCUCAUCUACGGUACCAGUGGUUCCUCAACAAAUCCCUUCUACAAGACCACGGGAGCUUCUACUAUGUGUUCAACCAGCUGCCAGAACAGUCCAUACUCAUCCUGUCUGUGGGGAGGAGCAGUGCUGGGACAUACCACUGUGUCGUGUCUAACAGCUUUGACAACACCACGACGAUCAGCAGCAGGGGGCGAUACUUGGAUAAAGAAGUGCUGAACCGUCUCCCUGUCUUGGUGGUGGCAGUUGUUUUUGGAUGUUUCAUAUUCCUGAUUCUCCUGGUCGUCAUAUGUUGUGGAUUUGGAGUGAUUUAUAGUAAGAUUUAUUGGCGAAGGGAGUACGGAGAUAAGUUUUUGUUGGAGAUGGAGAGAAGGGUAGUGGCCUAUGAGGGCGAGCUGGAUGUGUCUGAGUACAGUGACGGCGCUGAUGUACUGAGGACAGUGGGUGAUGGGUUUGAUCAGGCAUCUGACGCCUCUUCAGAUGAAUGGCCCCAAAUAGCGAGGCAGAAGAAGACAAUUGAGGAUGAACCGAUUGAAGUGCCUUUAGGAUUCAAAUAGUUUGCCCCAUAUAAACACACACUGUUGUGCUUUGUUGUAACUGCUCAUAUUGGACUCACAGUGCUCAAUGUACAUAUGCAUAAUACAAAAUUGGUGCAAAAAAAUUAUUCAAACAAUAUUUCUUUUGCAAUUUGUGUAUUUUGA
Solea solea (common sole) is the source of this 2331-nucleotide messenger RNA. Its product is annotated as contactin-5-like. The transcript is spliced from 17 exons. The record is from RefSeq and is a predicted model, not a curated record. Lineage: Eukaryota; Metazoa; Chordata; Actinopteri; Pleuronectiformes; Soleidae. The coding region runs from base 91 to 2187 and encodes 698 amino acids.